Messenger RNA from Leptidea sinapis, 2291 nucleotides. Its product is annotated as cytosol aminopeptidase-like. Gene Ontology annotation, cellular component: cytoplasm. Gene Ontology annotation, biological process: proteolysis. Lineage: Eukaryota; Metazoa; Arthropoda; Insecta; Lepidoptera; Pieridae. Gene Ontology annotation, molecular function: metalloaminopeptidase activity; manganese ion binding. Bases 604 to 2217 code for a protein of 537 amino acids. The record is from RefSeq and is a predicted model, not a curated record. The transcript has 13 exons.
AACUUAGUAAGUGUAUUUCUGUGAACCACAUUAACAUUUUCAUACAAAACUAGAAAGAAACAAUAAAUUUUGGGGUUUCUCCUGAAUUAGAACUGAAACUGAAAUUUUUUUUUCAUCAAACAUGUGGGGGUAUCUUUGGGUAGGUCAAAACUGAUAUUGAAGUUUUUAAUAUACAUUUUUCUAAACUGAAUAGUUCAGCGCGAGACACACUUUCAAAGUGGUAAAAUAUGUUAACCGUAACAUCUAAAAUAAGAGAAUAAUUAACUAAAAAAAAUAUAUGUACAUUACCAUGCAAACUUCCACUGAAAAUUGAGAUCUAGUCUGUAUAUUUUUUAAUACGUCAUAAAUCGUAUUAUCAAUAACUUAAUUGAAAGAAAAAUACACUAUUAUUAAAACAUCGAACAAAGGUACAACUGCACUUCUUCUUAUACUUGAUUGGCAAACAGCUGGCUCAAACACAAUACUUAAAAACUCCAAACAGUAGAACUCAACAACUAUAAAACCUCAAGUGCAUUCAUGUUUGAAUUGGCAUAAAAACUUAAUAAAAAUAUUUCAAAUCUAGUUGGUUGCCUCAUUUUUUAGCAAUGUUUAACUUUUUUUAUCAUGGCAUUUACAAAAUUAUUUUCUAGUGCAAGAUUAUUGUCUUUAGAAACAUAUUUACAAAGAACUAUUAGAGGAUGCUGCCAUACAGCCAAGGAAACAGCCACUAAUGCCAAGAGUGAAGAUGUUACCAGCUCUGGAGGACAAAAGAAAGGCUUGGUGCUGGGCGUGUAUGAGGACAACAAACGGCUGACUCUCACAGCAGCGGCAGAAGAACUGAACCAGAAGAGUGGUGGGAAACUGGACAAGCACCUCAAUGAGUUAUCUGGCGAGCUGAAGCUGGGCAAGGCGUUUGUGGUGACCGACGUGCCGGAGUACAGUGCCGUCGCGCUGGCUGGCAUAGGUCGCUGUGACGCCGCCUACAACAAACUGGAGGAGCUGGACGAGGCUCAGGAGAACGUCCGGCAGGGGGUAGGCGCGGCCGUGCUAGCGCUGCGUGACCGCGGGUCUCUCGACAUUGCCGUGGAUGGGGGUGCACACCCGCGCGCCGCCGCAGAAGCUGCGCAUCUCGCUGCUUGGAAUUUCCAGGAGUUCAAAUCAUCUGAAAAUCGGAAAGAAGACGCCAAGUUAUCACUGCACGGUACGGCGGGCAGCGAGCAGUGGGAGUUGGGCUCGAUUCUGGGACGGGCGCAGAACUGGGCUCGCUACCUGUCCGACAUGCCCGCAAACAAGAUGACGCCUACGGAUGUAGCGCAGGCCGCAUUAGACGUGUUGUGUCCUUUAGGCGUACGCGUCUCAGUCCGCGACAGGCACUGGAUAGAGGCCCAGAAGAUGGAGGCCUUCCUGGCAGUUGCCCGGGGCUCGUGUGAAGCCCCCGUGUUCAUAGAAUGCCAGUAUAAUGCCGGCUCAUCGACGGCUCCGGUUCUCUUAGCUGCAAAGGGAAUUGCAUUCGACUGUGGUGGGCUGUGUCUCAAGGCUGCGAGCGAGAUGUCAGAGAACCGCGGCAGCAUGGCAGGAGCCGCCGCAGUACUGGGAGCUAUGUACGCUGUCGCGCUCGCCAAGGCGCCGCUGAACGUGAACGCGGUGAUCCCCGUGUGCGAGAACAUGGUGAGCGGACAGUGCAUGAAGGUGGGCGACGUGGUAACUGCGCUCAACGGACUCACAAUACAGAUAGAAGACACAGACAUGGAGGGUCGGCUGAUUCUGGCAGACGCGUUGGUCUACGGCCAGGUCAUGUACAAACCCUCGCUGGUUAUCGACGUGGCCACUCUUACGCAUGGCAUCCUGCUGGCAACGGGUGGAGGCGCGUUCGGUUGCUUCAGCAACAGCGAGGCAUUGUGGCGAGCACUGCAGCAUGCAGGCUCGCUCACGGGCGACCGCGGCUGGCGGUUCCCGUUGUGGCACUACUACCGCCAACACAUACACAGUGACCCAGCGGUUGACAUCUUGAACAGAGGAUCUGGCAACUCCACGCCCUGCAUCGGAGCUGCGUUCUUACAGAACUUCAUAUGCGGUGACUGGCUGCAUCUGGAUAUCACAGGCGUGGGAAAACUGUCGCACUCCCCGGCGCCCACCUACCUGCACCCUCACCGCAUGACCGGUCGACCUACCCGCACUUUGGCUACAUUCUUGAUGAACUCUACGACGGAUGAACAACAACCGCCAGUCAACGCUUGACCACGGCGCCGUUCACAGGUCAACUGCGUCCAUCAAAUAAACACUGUGCUAAUAAAUGAAUCAUUCUGUUCUUA